Messenger RNA from Ceraceosorus bombacis, 1626 nucleotides. NCBI's taxonomy places the organism in Eukaryota, Fungi, Basidiomycota, Exobasidiomycetes, Ceraceosorales, Ceraceosoraceae. The record is from the annotation of a GenBank genome assembly.
AUGUCUGACCGCAAGGCGCCAAGGCAGGUGGCAGGAGCAUCGACUCGGAGUGCUGCACAUGUUCAAGGCAGACUACCUUCAGCUACCUCUUCUCUGCGCGUUCAGCUUCCUUCGACAUCAAGCGAUCAGCAAGAUCGACGAGCUUCGAGCUCAUCAUCGACGCGCCUCGCUGCGCAGCAAUCACAAUCUGAACACGAUCAGGGCCAGUCGGACGCGGCAGUGCUUACCUCCUCCAUCCUUGCAGCUCAGGUAGAAGCGCGUUCCCAACUCUACACGCACGAGAAGCUGGUAGAUGGAGUCUCUUCAGACAUCCUACGACAAAUGCUCACCGUCGGACGUCGGUUCGUUCUACCAGACGAUCAGAGCGACUCCACGAAUGAAGAACCUCCGGAAGGCAAUUCUGGAAAGAUUAUCCGUUCCCUCUUCUUGGCGGUCUUGGAAGAGAGGCACUCCUUGGAACUCUGCGCUUAUCCAGCUUGCAGAUCCUCACCGUGUCGUCCACGCCGCUCAGCUGACAAGCAUGGCUCUUCGUCUCGCUCUGCAUCAUCGUACCGCAUCAACCGGCACACGCACUCUAUUGAGCCCGAAACGAGACUCGAAGUGGGAGGAGCGUGGACCUUCUGCUCGGAUGCUUGUUGGGCGAGAGCUACGUGGAUCACGCGCUGGAUACUCGGCGAUGAUGGACACGAUCAGCCUUCCGGUCAGCCAUCCACCUUGCUGUUCGGCGGCAAUGCGAGCGGUGGCAGGUGGGAAGUCUCUGAUGAUACCCAGCAAAGUAUAGAGUUGCUCGAGGAUCUGGAAGCAAGAGGCGAAGUGCAGUUGCUCGCGGGCCAGUCUAGCAGCUCGGAUCGUACUGUGCCCAUACAGCGACAAGAGACCAACCCGUCAGAAUCGCCCUCAACCGGAGAGGCACGAGAAGCGGAUAGACUCGUGCGCAGCAAUACGGCUCGCAACGCAAGUGCCAAUGCGCUCGCAGCUCGAGCAACAGCCACUCCACCUCCUCCGCGCUCUGACAGACCACGUAACCCGAAAUUGCCAAGAGGAAUGUCCACCGUACGAGGAGCACUACCAAAGGGCCGUGCAGGCAGAACAACAGCUUCAGAGACGACAGCAACAGGCGCAUCGACCGCUGCUAGAAGCAGCAAAGGCGAAGAUGCGGCACGUGUCCUGCCGCAAGCCUCUGAGAGUGUUCAAGAUAUACGCUCGCCGACCACACGAGCCUCGCGAUGUCCCAUCUCUGAGAGACCCGAAUCUACACUGCUGCUGGUCAGCCGCAAUGAAGCCAAGGACGUCGCUUCCAUAUUUGGCGAUCUUCGCAUAGUAGAGCGUGGGCGGGAUUCGCAAGAAGCUACGGUCGGAUCGUGCCAGCACCUACCAGUGUCCGACGGGGAGGGUAAGGGUGGAGCGGGUGACGAAGCUCAAGAGGCUCUGCAGGGCGCAACGCGUCCUUCCAGGGUACGAGCGCAGGAAGAGGAGGAAGAGGAGCUGGACAAAAUGUUGGCCAGCCAAAGAGCGGAGGAAGAACGAGGCGCUUUGAGCGGGCAGACCAGCGAGGAUUUGUGGGACUUCGCAAAGCUGGCUCGCAAACAGAUGAAUGAGGAAUCCAAAACGGAAGCCGUUCCGUAG